Ochotona curzoniae (black-lipped pika) is the source of this 2614-nucleotide messenger RNA. RefSeq names its product maturin, neural progenitor differentiation regulator homolog (gene MTURN). Gene Ontology annotation, biological process: positive regulation of megakaryocyte differentiation; regulation of signaling. Bases 201 to 596 code for a protein of 131 amino acids. Gene Ontology annotation, cellular component: cytoplasm. NCBI's taxonomy places the organism in Eukaryota, Metazoa, Chordata, Mammalia, Lagomorpha, Ochotonidae. The transcript is spliced from 3 exons. The record is from RefSeq and is a predicted model, not a curated record.
GCCGCGCGCACGGCCCGCGCCGUCCGCCGCCCGCCCCGGCUGCAUCCCGCAUGUAAACAGUCGCCGCGGGUUCGAGCCGCGAGAGCCGGUGUGGGGGAACACCCGCGCCACCCCACGCCACGCCACGCUGCGGGGCCCGCCCGGGAGGAGACGCCGAGAACCGGAGGCGGCGGCUGGGCACGGCGACGGCGGCGGACGCGAUGGAUUUCCAGCAGCUGGCGGACGCUGCGGAGAAAUGGUGCUCGCACACGCCCUUCGAGCUCAUCGCCACGGAGGACACCGAGCGCAGGAUGGAUUUCUACGCCGACCCCGGCGUCUCCUUCUAUGUGCUGUGCCCGGACAACGGCAGCGUCGACAAUUUCCACGUGUGGAGUGAGAGCGAGGACUGCCUGCCUUUCCUGCAGCUGGCACAAGACUACAUCUCAUCCUGCGGCAAGAAGACGCUGCAUGAGGUCCUAGAGAAAGUCUUCACGUCCUUCAGACCCUUACUGGGGCUUCCGGAUGCAGAUGACGAUGCGUUUGAGGAGUACAGCGCAGAUGUGGAAGAGGAGGAGCCGGAGGCGGACCACGCCCAGAUGGGCAUCAGUCAACAGUAACUUCCCAGGUCUCCCUUGGAGGAGGGAGGAGAGUGAGCCUGUGGUGCCCGAGGCAGGGUCGCGUGCACCUCGAAACUGGACGCCCAGUGCCCAGCAUCCAAAUGACAAUGAAACACCUUCCUAAUGACCAGCAGAUGCCUGUGACGAGCUUUGCUCAGAAGUGACCCGAGUCUCAGCCCUGCUGCAGAGGGGUUUCCAUGAAGCUGUCUUGGUCGCCUCUGCCAUCUUGAACUCUGAGUCCAUCGUGGCCGGCUGUCCUUCUGGGGCUUGCUUUGGGAAAUCCACAUUUGCUGACUGGAAUGUAGGGAACUCUGUAGGGUGACCACAUGUGUGACCUUCCUGGGGAAAAGCAUGGCAGAGGGAGAUGCAGUCUGCACUUUGUACAUGUUCAGUGUCUGUAAGUGGAAGGUUUUGCUCAUAAAGCAUGAGUUUGAGUAUCUGAUCAUGAAACUGCAAAUACAAGGGCGGGGAAAAAGAGAAUCGCUUAGCUUUGGACCAAGAGAGUAGAUGGGGCCUCAGAGAAGCCUUGUAGUGUUUUUGCCGCUGUUAAGUUCUCUGGGUGUGCAUGUGCCGAUGGUGCGUUAGUUUUAGGGAGCAACGCUGCUUGCUUGUUCAUUUGUUUCAAAACAUGCUAAGUCCAAAGCUGCUGUUCCAGUCUACAGGUGGAAACCCUGAGUGGGGUGAGAGGCACAAAUCACUGACUCCUAUAAAAUACUGUGAAUCUCCCGUCCGGGAAGUGGGAGGCUUACCUUUUCUCUUAGAAUGAGAUGGCAACUUCCAAAAAAAAUCAUGAAAGCAUCCAGAAUCCAAGUAAGUGCUGCUUAAACUUUGAAGCCAUAGAUAAAUUUAGUAGGAAAAUAAACCAGGAUUAGAAAGCUUUUCAAAAUAUGAUGGAAUCAUCUUUUACUUUCUUAACCUUGUAUUCUUUUUUUCAAAAAAAAAAAAAGUCAAGAAAAGGAUUCCAUUGUGCAAAUUACUAAAAAAAAUUGCAAUCAAGUACAAUGAGGGACCUAACUGCAAUGAACUUUAGGGUGGAAACACCGGGAGGCCUCCAGUCAUCAACAGAUGUUUUCUCAUGUUUACCUGGGACUUUCUGUUGCCCUCUUCCUGUGCCCUUCCCGCCGCUGUGGGCCUGCUCACUCAGUUUGUGGGAUUGCUCCCUGAUGUACCUGCCUGUGCCUGGCACCAGGGUGGGAGGAUCACAGCCACAUAUGCGCAGAUUUCUGGCUGUCAGAUUUCUGAGUAAAUAAUCUGUGACUGCAGAAGCCACAGAACUUCACAGGAGCCUUGUGGGUCUUGCAGGCACCACCAAGUAUACCCAGUUGGCCCAGCAGUUUCUAUUUAAUUGAUUAUGCUACAGUUUUAGAACACUGGGUAGAAUAAAUCAAUGGUUCCCAUCGAUGCCUUGGGCCCACUGCUUAUUUAUUUUUUUUUAUUUCCUUGGAAAAACAUGACCAACAUUCAUUUCCACCCCGUCAGUUGGGGUGGCACUGUCAACCCUUCACUGUCCACCUGUGUCAUGACCAGUUAUGCUCAUGAACUGAGGUCACAGUGAGGCUGUUGAUUGUGGAAAGACCCCCUCCCCCCGCCAGGCAUGGUGACGUGCACUUGAGCACAAGAUGGCUUCCGCAACCGAAAUGUAGAAACAGCCCCUCCCUGAGCCCUUGGAGGGUCAGCUGGAGUUGGGUCCCUUGAGGCACAGACCCCAAAGUUGAUAGGGAUUUGGCAAUGGAAGGGAUGUUUGUAUAAAGUAUAUUGUGUCACAAAAGUGUUUAGGCUGUAACCAGAUACAUCUUGGUGUUAUUGUGUUAAUGUUGUCUGUCAGUGAGAGUGGAGCUGAGACAGAGCAGGCUAUUCUAUGGGCUUAUGAGAAGUCUGUCUUUGUUCUGUCCCGGGCAUAGGUGAUGCAGAAAACCCCUGUAUGUUACUUGCAUCCCAUGGCAAAAGCCCAGAGGGAUUAGCUAAUUGGGUUGUUUCCUCUAAAACUUUGUUUUCUAUGACGUAUCUCUCCGAGUGUU